AUGUUGUCUCCACCUUGCGAGUUCGCUGGACAGCUGUCCCCAGAGCUGGAUAAGGUGGCGCUAGUUCCAGCGCUAGGUGACAGUGCGGCCUGCAGAUCCUAUCAUAAUUUGUCCAAUGUGACUGUUAGGCCAGCAGAUAUGGAGCUUGCUGUAACUUCAGAGCCUACUGGGGAGGUCAAAUCUUCUCCAGCUCAGCAGAAGGCCCCAGCUCAGCUGCCAGGCUCUCCCGAGGAGACUGAAUCUUCGCCCCAGGAGCAGAAGCAGCCAGUUCAACAUUCUGAGGCUCCUGAGGAGGUAGAACCUUCUGGAAGCCAGCUGGAAGCUCCACCUCAGAUUGAAAAUCCCCUGGAGGAAUUCAAACCUUCAGUCCAGGAAGAUGCUCAAGCUUCAGAGGCCCUUCUGGAGAGUACAGGUAAAAUCCCACUACUUCAGCAGGUGACACUCAGCUUGCAAAGUUUCCCAGGGAAGACAAACCUCGGGUCCAGGAAAACACUCCAGCUUCAGUGUUCCCUCCGGAGAGUGUGGAUUAAGUCACAAUUUCAACUCAGGUCACCAUCAAGCCAAGUAUUGACACUGCCCAAGGUGACUGUGACACCUUCAGACCUGCAGCUCACCAGGACACCUGCACCCACUGCAGAGGUGGGAACUUCCCUAACCCACCAUGAGGCUACAGCUCAACCCUCAGUUCCACUGGAUAAUGUGGAACCUCCUGUGAUGCAGAAGGAGGCCCCAAGUCUGCCUCCAGAUCCCUCUGAAGGAGUUGAACCCUUACAUUUCCAACAGGAGGCUCCAGCUCCAUCUUCAGAACCUGUUCAGGCUGAGCAAACCUCUCCAGCCAGCAGGAGACCACAGAUGGGACCUAGGCUUCUGAGGAGGGUGAACCUUCUUAAACCCAGCAGGAGGCCACAUCUGUACAUCCCUCAAGAAGCUACAGCUCAGCCUCCAGAGCUCCCCAACAUCACCAGGGAGCUCUAGAACAUCACAAGGCAACAGUUUGUCCUCUGGAUGUUGACCAAGUGCAGCCUCCAGCAUUGGACUGUGUCACUGUUAAGCCUCCAGAGGUGACUAAUGAGGUUGAGACUGAAAGUUCAGCAGAAGAGGAGGCCCCUGAGCAGUUUGGACCUUUCACUGACAAGCAAGCGGUUCCAACUCAGCAGUCCAACCCUGCCAUGAAGGAUGAACCUUCUGCAUCCCAUAGCAGGGUCCCAAGUCAGCCUGCAGAGCUUCCUGAGGAUUAUUCUCCAUGCCAGCAGGAGAGCUCAGCUUGGUCCCCAAACCCCCCUGCUGCACCCGUCCAGCAACAGCUCUCAGCUCAGCAGUGGGGCCCUCUGUGAGCACUACUGUUGUUUUCACUUUGGCGAAAGCAUAACAUUUUCAACCCAACCGUCAGAGCUACCCAAGCAAAUAGAGCCAUCUCCAGUGCCCCAGGAGGCUGUCGACACAGCUUCAGGGCCACCUAAUGAGAUGGAACCUUCUCCAGCUCAGCAGAGGCUGCCACCUCAGCCUGAAGAGCUCCCUGAGGGGAAACUCCUUCCAGGGCUGCUGCCAGCCCCAUCUCCCCCUCCAGAGCUUCCCAAGGAGCUCCAACUUUGUCCAACCCAGCUGGGGGAUCCAUCUCAGUGUCCAUAUGAGCCACCCAAUGAGAGCGUAGCUCACCCUCCAGCCCAUUAUGAGAGGACAGUCCCACCACCAGCUCAGGAGCAAGCUCUGCUGCCACGACUGCCCAGUGUUGCAUCUCAUCCUUUGGACUUGGAAGUCACCAUCGUGCCAAAACCCAGUGCAGAUGGUGAACUUCCUGGAGAAGUCUGCAGCUGUCCCUCCAAGGCACUGCUGGGUGACGCUUCCACAACCAAACCUGAUUCCGGUGACAGCUGGACCUCUGAGCCCGGAGCUCAGCAGAAGUCCACCAUGGGCUUCAGAAGCCAGAGCUUCUUCGAUUGUGCAGGAGCUUUCCUCUCGGCCUCCAGACCCAGCUAAGGAGGUCGUCACUCAAGCGCCAGUGCCUGGUGAGACAAGAAUUCAAACAACAGGUCAAGAGCUUCCUCAGCAGCCAACACCACCUGGGGUCACAGGCCAGCCUUUGGAUCAGGGGCUGACCACAGCUACGAUGCUCACCAGAGACGCUGCAGAGCACACAGCUCCUCCUUCAAUGCGCCCCGGAGCGACACUUCCACAUCCAAGGCAAAUGCCCCGUGUCUGGAUCUCCAACUGAGUCACAUCAUCAAAUCCCUCUGGGUGACAGAUUGUCCGAUCUGGGGUUGGGGCCUGGCCAUCUUCAGCGAGGGGCACCUCACUCAGCCACCACACUCCGUGUAAAAAAUGCUUAUCCCAUCACGCCCCUGCUGAAAGUUUCCCACACUCUGUCCUCACACUUCAGGAGAAAAUUUGAGAAUCCCCCUACGACUUCUCCAGUAGUGCAGAGAUGGUCCUGAGAGCACAAAAUCUGAAAGUGCUGAGCUGUCAGGAGCUAUGAAGCUGGGCAGGUUACUGGCCUCUCUGAGUUUUGUUAUUCAUCUAGAAGUGGGAGAAAUGCUCAUCUAUCUCACAGACUUAUUGGUGAGGACUAAAUGAGAUAAAUACUGUAAGAAUGGGUCUUCACUGAGUUCCUGGCACAUAAAAAGGCCAAUAAGUGGUAGUCAGUCCUAGAAAUAUUGUAUGAUAUUUUAAUUUUUAUUAAUUUAUUUAAGUCAACAAAUAUUCAUCAGGCAACUUGCAGUACAUCUGUGACAAAAUAGCCAAAGAUUCCACCUAGGGGAGUUCACUCUUGUUGGAGAUAUUCACGUAAGAAAUGAACAAAGAAAUAAAUAAGUGACAAGACAAAAGGGUGAUAUUCGUUCUAGAAGA
Molecule: messenger RNA, 2844 nt
Organism: Heterocephalus glaber (naked mole-rat)
Lineage: Eukaryota; Metazoa; Chordata; Mammalia; Rodentia; Bathyergidae
Source: RefSeq, a predicted model, not a curated record